AUGAAAGAAACUGUGUCUGAUGAUGUACUCAGAGAGUACUUCCCUGAUCUGCCCUUGGGACCUCUGGAUGGUUAUAGACGUAAGGCAUCUUUCGAUUGGAGGCAAAUGAAACUUGUCUAUGAUACAUUGUCCACAAUAAAGAUGAAACAUGACAUCUGGAGCUUCAUGGAACAACAUCCACUGUUCCAACAUGCAGAUUUACCACUCACCAUGGAUGAACAAAGGCAUUUAGCAGUGAAAAGGAUGUAUGCUUUGUACAAUGAAAGAUUUGCCCCCAUCGAAAAGAUUGCUCAAGACCCGAGAAUCUUUCAAGCAGAAUCCGAAGCUAUGUUCAUGUUUGACAGCUCCUUGACUGUCAAAAUCUCACUGACCUUCCGAAUGUUUUCCAACUCGAUUCAAGGGAGCGGAAGACCAGAUCAAUAUCAUUUUGUUGAGGAUGUAGAAAAGGCGAAAAUCGGGGGGUGUUUCGCACUAACGGAAGUGUCACAUGGUUCUAACGCUAAGGGAAUGCGGACAACUGCAACUUAUUGCCCAGAAAAGAGACAGUUUGUAUUGCAUACGCCUGACUUUGAAGCUGCCAAGUUUUGGGUUGGGUGCUUAGGUAAAUGCGCCACCCAUGCGAUAGUCUACGCCAUGCUUAUAUCAAAGGGAAUCAACCAUGGUCUUCACUCGUUCAUCGUCCCCAUUCGGGACCCCAAGACCUUGAAGCCGUUUGCUGGCGUCACCGUUGGGGACAUUGGAGAGAAGAUUGGUCUGAACGGUGUUGAUAAUGGUUUUGUGAUGUUCAGUAACUACCACAUACCAAAGGAAAUGGCUCUGGAUAAAUUGGGUGGUGUGGACGACAAUGGGGAUUAUAAAACACCAUUCAGGGAUCCUAGUAAACGAUUCGGGGCUUCCUUGGGAAUACUGUCAGGAGGUCGAGUUCAUAUCACAUCGAUAUCAACUAAUUACCUGCAAAAGGCAAUAGUGAUUGCUGUAAGGUACUCCGGAGUGAGGAAACAGUUCGGGGCUGAGAAUGGUUCCGAGGAAAUGCCUGUGUUGGAAUAUCAACAGCAGCAAAUCCGUCUUCUGCCGUACUUAGCAGCGACCUAUGCAUUCCGCGUUUUCUGUUCGUGGUUCGGCACUACGCACGUACAGAUGACCAUAGACAACAUGAUGGGUAAGACUGAGAAUGCCGCAAAUAAGGGUAUGGAGAUGCACGCGUUAUCUUCAGCCGUCAAGCCCAUAUCUGGAUGGACCGCGAGAGAUGCCAUACAGAACUGUAGAGAAGCUUGUGGCGGGCACGGGUAUUUAAAAGCUGCAGCUAUAGGCGAUAUACGUAACGACAACGACGCGAACUGCACAUACGAAGGCGAAAACAGUCUUCUAGUGCAGCAAAGCAGCAAUUGGCUGCUGGGAGUGUGGCCUCAGAGGAACAUUAUCACCCCGGAACAAACUCCUUUGGGAUCGUUGGAGUUUCUGAAGGGAGUAGACAGGGUGCUUACUGAGACUUGUCGGUGGUGUAAUGCGAAGGAUUUGGUUGAACCUCAAAAUCUAAUCGAAACAUACAAAUGGCUGACAGCAUACACGCUCAAGAUGACGUAUGAGAAAAUAACGAACUUAAAGCAGAGCGGAAAGAGCAGUCUCCAAGCGAGGAACGAGUCACAAUCUUAUAAUGCUGUUAAUCUUUCCGUUAUAUACGGCGAGAAUUUCAUCUUGAAUCACUUUUACAAAACCGUGAAGGAGUUUGAAGACGAACCGUGUCGUAAAGUACUAUUAAAGCUGGUGGCGUUGUAUGGAGCUUUUCUACUUGAGAAGCACAUGGCUACAUUGUAUAUUGGCGGCUACUUCACAAAGGAUCAGGGUUUGUACCUUCGUGAAGGUAUACUGCAGCUCUGCUCGCAAAUCGCUCCGGAGGCUAUAGCUCUCGUUGACACCCUGGCUCCACCAGACUGGUGUUUGAACUCGGUACUUGGUGCAUCCGAUGGCGAGGCCUACAAAAAUAUACAGAACAAUGUAAUGACAUACCCCGGAUCAAUGACUCGUCCGGAGUGGUGGAAGGACGUCGUGUUUUGGGAUACAUAUGUGCAAUCUAAGCUAUAA
Molecule: messenger RNA, 2082 nt
Organism: Leptosia nina
Lineage: Eukaryota; Metazoa; Arthropoda; Insecta; Lepidoptera; Pieridae
Source: the annotation of a GenBank genome assembly